ACCAUAGGGCGGACAAAAUUACAACAAAAUCAAGACGUAGAUGACACACCAAUCAAGAAAAAACGACAUAGUCCAGAUCCAAACAAAUUAAAUUUCGAUCGUCAUGCUCUACUUGAAGAAGUGUUAGGAAUGGAUGUUGGUAGUAAGGUAUAUCUUCAUGUAUCUGUUAACAUUUGUGUUGAACACAUUGCCAUUUAUAUCAUUGUCCAAUUUUGAACAAAAAAAUAACUUGUGUGACACAUCGAUUUAUUUCCUCUUGCAGAUAAAUUACUCUGACUUGGCCCGAAAAUAUCAUAUACCUGGAACUACUGGAAAUACAGUUGUUAAGGAAUUUCUCGAAGAUAACGGUGUUGAUUUAUCAAAAUUUGCAAACAAUUUUGUUAACCCAUGCAAAUAUCGUCGAAAAUAUGAAAAGUUUCCAGGUGAGUACCUAAAAAAAAGAAGAAUUGAUAUAUAAUGUACGCUUCCAACAUUGUGUCUUGUCAUCAAAUCUGUAUAAUUUAUAGCAAAAGAUUCUUAAAUUCUUUCAAGUGUUACAGUAGAUUUCUGUGUGUAGAACAAUGUUUACCUAAAACACAUUGCAUCUUCACAAUACUUUUAGAAAUAUGUAUUAUACAAAAAGAGGAUGUAUAUAUCGUAGCGUUUGUACAAUCAACUUAACAUUCCUUGUUCAGAAAGAGAGAUAUUGAGAACAUUUCAUUUUUUACAGAUGGAAGUGGAGUGUCGGUUCCUAUGCCCCCUACAUUUGAAAAAAUAAAAGAGGAGAUACUGAAGAAGAUUGAAUCUGGAGAUAUUCUAUUAGGAUCUUUGGUUGAGCCAAAAAAAUAUAAAAAAGCUGUGAUAAAGAAUGGAGUGAUUUUCAAUGAAGAAUUCACAGUAUCUGGUCGUUGUAUACCACUGAGUGACAUUCGCAGAAAGAUUUUUGAAGAACAUCAAAGUUUGGGGAUUAUGAGAAAUCCAAAAGGUGCUUUGACAAGAUACUUCAUACUAUGGUCUGAUCAUGCAUCACUUUUGAGUGCUGGCCAUUUACUAUUGACUGUCAAAGUUGUUUACGAUGACAAGUUAUUUUAUACAGAUGAGGAAAUGUAUGCAAAAACAGGAAUUUGUCAUGAUGUUCAAGAACUUGUGGAGCGUCCAUCCGUUUAUAUUAUUGGUUUUGCCCAGGAUAGCAUUGCAGAGAAGCUUUCAUAUGUCGAAACCAGACUUAAUGACAUUAGAAAAUUGUCUGACCCAUUAAUUGUCAAUGAUAAGAAAGUGGUUGAUGUGAUAAGGUUUUUUCAUGGUGACCAUCCUGAAAUACAAUACGAGAGUGGUAACUCUCAUGGUGGAAACUUUCCCUGUCUUUGUGGAUGCAAAAAAUCAAGAUUUACAGAUAUAGCCCAUGUCUACAGUAACAAAAUAGUGUCCUUGGAACAAAGAAGGAAGAAGGUAAUAUCAGGCCCAGCAGGACAACAACAAAAAGCUGUGUCUCCAUUUCAACAACUCAAUGUGGAGAAACUGGGUCUUGAAGUAAAUUACAGAAACCUUGACCGUGACUUACCAGUUCAUCAAAAGUUGCACAAAAAGGACCUUGAACAGCUACUAAAAAAUCAUUUGACAGGAAUUAUCCGUGUUCCAGCUCUUUGCUUUGGAAAUGAACAUAGUACAAUGGAGUCCUUGAAUCUUGCUAAUUAUGAAGUGAUGCCGAUUGAACCACUGCAUGAUUGUAAAGGACAUAUCAAGAAUUUGUGGGAUGUUUUGCAUGAAGUGUUGACACCUCAAGAGAAUAAAAUUUUUCAACAGUCCCUAGAUGCCACAUAUGGUUCGAAGGACAAGGUGAGAGGAUCUGACUAUCGGCUGUCAUCAAUAGUUGUUUACCAAUCAAUGCAAAGCACUUGCAGAAAGGAAAUCAAAGAGUUGUUGUACACAUUGAUGGAGCUAGUUCGGUUAUCAUAUCUUAAAUCCCAAAAAAGGUCCCCACGAAUUAUUCUACGAUUACAUAAUAUUAGUUUCCAGCAUGCCAUGUUGUGCCAAGAUCUGUUUGGGCAUAAUUUAAAGUCAAUGUCUACACAAAAGCUUUAUGGCAUUUAUUAUCAUGGCUUGACAACACAUUUAGCAGAAGUAUCGAGAAUUAUCUCACCAAGCUCCUUACACACAGAGAAUGAAGAACAGCUAUUCAGCAAAAUUAAUCAAAUAAGUUUGAGAACAUCAGCCAGAUCCUUAGAAUCCAUACGUGAUAAUAGCAUCAUCCGUAUUCAAGCUGAACAGAAAUUUAUUGCCAAAGAAUGUUCUAGAAAAUCAACUAACACAUCUAAAAUAUCGAAAUUUUCAGAGAGUGUACUUGAUGAGAAAAGAAGUUGUUUUAACAUUAACUUACCUCUACGGAAAUAUCAGGCACACUUGGAAAGAAUUGCAGAUUUUUUGCUCUAUGGUAAUGGUGUUUGGUGGCAUAGAGAAAAUGAUAUUAUCAUAUUUCAUGAUGGAAAAGAGGAUGAUGAUUUCAGAGUUGAAGGGCCUUUGAUGACAAAUUUCAAACAAGACAACCUGCAAUCAGUAGCAAAAGAUGUAGAAGCUUGUUGGAAGAAAUGCGUUGAUCGUGGUAUUGAAUUGCCAAUCACAAAGAUAAAUACUUUCGACGAAAAUGGAGAUUUAAUAGAAUGCAAGGCACUUGAAGAAACUGGCGUUACAAAUCCAAAAGCAAACAUAACAAGUAAUAUCAAACUGAUGGCUGAUGAUGAUAAUGCAGAAUAUGAUAAUGCGUAUAUAUCACAUGAUAAUAAUGAAGAGAUAGAAAUGGAGAUAGAUAUCACAUUAGAACAGCAACCUUCCUUAUUGGAUUUAGAAGUUGACCAAGCUGUUCAUUUUAAGAAAGAAACAUCAAACACAAUUACAUUGGAACAACAACCUUGCAUAGCUGACUCAGUUACUAAUCCUAAAAAAACUGCAGAAAAUAGUAAGUUGGAAAAGAUCUGUAGAGACAGACAGACGAAAGCUGACCAAAACCCAAUUCUUGAAUCAGGUGUAUGCAAGAACAUAAUGUAUGUUCUUGGCUAUUCAGAUAAAUUGAAGGACUUCGACCGUCAUCAUAUGUCAUAUAAGCUGACUAAAAGUGAACAUUCAAGAAAAAAAUGUAGAGCAUUUAUCAUUCAUUUUCGUGAAAAAGUGAUGGCUGUUCAGCAUGAAGCAGAAAAAGCUACGAAAGAUUGGGAAAAAGACUUCAUAGCAAAAAAUUUUAAGAUGCCGAAUACAGAAGAGCUUAAAUCAAAUAAAAUUUACAUGGAGAAAUAUAAAUUAAAUUACCACGCCAAAAAAAUUCUUGAACAAUGGACAAAUAUUUAGUUUUUCAGCAAAAGGAUCAAUAUGCGCUUUUAAAUUUUAAGAAGCAUAUUUUUCAACAAAUUAGCCAGAGCUAGCUAAAAUAAAAACAUUUGAUAUAUAUAUAUAUACAAAACUUUUUUUCUGAUACGUUUCGUAUGGGAAAUGUAUUUUUAUAUUAUUGUGGAUCAUCAUUUUGCACAAACGAAAAAACAAGAACAACACGAGAAGGAAAUUAAUACCUUUAAAAAGAUAUCAAAGUAUUUGUUGUUGCUUUGACGGGCUUAAUACGCAAUAAUCUUGUAUUGUGCAAAACUUAGAAGAAAUAGCUAGCUAGCUAACAGUCUUAAAAAGGUCCAUUUUUACAAUCCAUUAUGUGGGUUAUAUAUCUGCACCCUAAAUCAAGAGAAUACUAGCUAAACUGCUUUUCUAAUUAAGCUACUCUUUCGUACAGAGGUAGGAUUUGCACCCACAACUAUUUAGCUAAGUAAUCUGCAGUGAUCUAAGAACUACAUAAACAGUUUAAUUUCUUGACUAACUGUUUUUAUAUUGUAUAUAUCUAUCUAUGUAUAUAUCUAUGUAUAUAACAGCCAGAAAGGCUAUGUAUAGCUCUGACAGUUACAAAGUUUAGGUAAACACUUCCAGAAAUAUAUAGCUAGCUUUUGCUAUAGCUACUAUAUAUAUAAUUUUGACAGGUAGCUAUAGGCAAAUAGAAUAUAGAAAAUUUCAAAUAUAUAGAAUAAAUAAUAUUACAAACCUUGUUUUUACUGCGUGAUCACAAAUACCUUAACAGCCAAAUGUAUGGUACAACCAACCAUUUCUGUCAACACAAAAACACAAAAAUGGCGGCACCUUCUUGUCUUCUUCACAAACUUGAAACGACAAAAA
Messenger RNA from Hydractinia symbiolongicarpus, 4182 nucleotides. RefSeq lists its product as uncharacterized. Lineage: Eukaryota; Metazoa; Cnidaria; Hydrozoa; Anthoathecata; Hydractiniidae. The coding region runs from base 733 to 3318 and encodes 861 amino acids. The transcript has 7 exons. The record is from RefSeq and is a predicted model, not a curated record.